Protobothrops mucrosquamatus (brown spotted pit viper) is the source of this 3051-nucleotide messenger RNA. RefSeq names its product cell proliferation regulating inhibitor of protein phosphatase 2A (gene CIP2A). The record is from RefSeq and is a predicted model, not a curated record. Bases 1 to 2733 code for a protein of 910 amino acids. The transcript has 21 exons. Lineage: Eukaryota; Metazoa; Chordata; Lepidosauria; Squamata; Viperidae. Gene Ontology annotation, molecular function: protein binding.
AUGGACGCCUCGGCGUGUAUGAAGUCCCUGCUCUUGGCGGCUUCUCAGUACCGAGCUGCCCGCACCCAGCCCAACGCAGCUCUGCUCCAGCGGAGUUUAGAGGUUAUCUCAGGAUUGAAAUUGUCAAAAUGUUUUGCAUCAAACCAUAUUUUACCAAGUGAAUGUCUCAAUUGCUUAGUAGAACUUAUUGAGGACCCAAAUCUAAGCUCUCCAUUAACCUUAAAUGCAGUAGGCUUGCUUUCUCAGUUAGUUCUAGAUAAUGAAACCAGGGAAGUCCUUCAGAAUGCUUACAAUCUGUGUGGUGCCCUGGCAAGUGUGAUUCUUCGAAGUUCUACAAAUCCUAUUGACCCAGUAAUAUUGCAAAGUAUUCAACUGCUACAGAAAUUGACCUACAAUGCAAGAAUAUUGCAGAAAAGUGCUAAUAUUGAAGACUUAAUUUCUUUCCUAAUGCUUCGCAUUCAGUCUACAGAAGAUGAGUUAACUAUACCAUGCCUAGGACUUAUGGCAAAUCUUUGUCGACGUAAUCUCACUGUUCAGACAUACAUCAAGUCAUUGACGAAUGUGAAAGGUUUUUACCGCACUCUGAUCAGUUUCUUGGGCCACAGUAGUCUAACAAUGGUUGUUUUUGCACUUUCUAUAUUAUCAAGUCUUACAUUAAAUGAAGAAGUUGGAGAAAAGCUGUUUCAUUCCAGAAAUAUUCACCAGACUUUCCAAUUAAUAUUUAAUAUCCUUGUGAAUGGUGAUGGAACACUAACAAGAAAAUAUUCUGUGGAUCUGCUUAUGGAUCUCCUGAAGAAUCCCAAGAUUGCAGAUUAUCUUACCAAGUAUGAACAUUUUACAUCUUGUCUCAAUCAGGUGAUAGGCCUCCUUCAUGGAAGAGAUUCUGAUUCUUCAGCAAAGAUAUUAGAAUUGCUACUUGCAUUUUGUUCAGUGACACAACUCCGUCAUAUUGUACGUCAAACAGUACUGGAACCAAAUGUAGCAGCCUGUGCAAGUACAAGACUUGCAACUCGUGCUAAGAAUUCUGACUCAUCUAUUGUCUUAGUACACUGGUCAAACCAGCCACUGGAAGUAUCUGAGAAGUGUUCAAAUCUUGCUUUGGAGCUAUUCCGGGAGCUAUUUGAGGAUGUUAUUGAUGCAGGCAAUAAUGCAACUGCUGAGCGCUUUGUGGAUCUUCUUUUGCCCAUUCUUCUUGACCAUCUUCAUUUUCCUGAUCACAUACUGGAAGAUCUGUUGGCAAAGAAAAAAUGUGAACGAAUGAUCAAGACUAUUGAUAUCUUGAUAACUCUUUGUGCAGAUGAUAUGCUGAAAAUGCAUGUCACUAAAGUUUUAACAGCUAGCAAGUGUACUACUUUAAUAGAACACCAAUUUACUUCUAGUGGCAUUGAUUUUAGUUUUGGGACAAAAUUUAAGGACUGUGAAUUGAGCAAACUUGCUGCUGAUCUAAUCUUAAAAACACUGGAUCUGAUGAGUAAGCUUAAGCAGCUGGUUCCUAACAUGGAAGUCAGUUUUUACAAAGUUCUUCAGGACCAACGCUUGGUUACCCCUUUGGCUUUGGCUUUAACAUCAGACCACAGGGCACAAGUUCAAGCAGGGCUUAGAAUAUUAUUUGAAGCAGCCCCGUUGCCAGAUUUUCCUGCCAUAGUGCUUGGUGAGAGUAUUGCAGCCAAUAAUGCUUACAGACAACAGGAAUCUGAGCAUGUCUCUAAAAGAAGUCACCUGCAAGCAUCCAUGACUUAUGUAAAUUCAGUAAAAUCCUCUAAUGUUUGCCAUCCCAAUGAUGGUGAUGCUGCAACUUUCAAAAUUCAGGACCUGAUUCACAAACUCCAAUCUGGCUUGGAGAUGAAGGAAUCAGUCACAGACAUCAGGGUAUCUGAAAUAAUGGAAGUAUAUGAACAGAAAUUGUCUGCAUUGGCAUCUAAGGAAACAAGGUUGCAGGACCUUUUGGAAGCAAAGGCAUUAGCUCUUUCUCAAGCUGAUAGACUUAUUGCCCAGUAUCGUUGCCAGAGAGCUCAAGCUGAAUCUGAGGCUAGGACGCUUGCCUCAAUACUGAAGGAUACAGAAAGGAAAAAUGAAGAUCUGGAAUCUCUAUUGAAAGCACAGCAGACAGAAUCUGAACGGGCACAAAAUGAUAUUGAACAAUUAUUUCAGCAUAAUCGGAAACUGCAAACAAUAGCAGAAGAAUAUGAGAUAUUGAAAAGAUCUUCCAUUGAGCUGCUUCAAAAGCAUGAAACUAUUGAAAAGCAAUAUAACAAUCUGCAAGGAAUGUGUAAUUCACUGAAUAAACAACUUGAGACCCUUAAAAGACUGAAUGAAUCGCUGAAGCAACAGAAUGAAAAAACUGUUGCUCAGCUUCUUGAAACAGAAGAACAUAGAAAAGAAUUGAACAAACAGAUGCAAGAAAAAGAUGGGCAAAUAUCAAGUUUACAACAGAAGAUAAAAGUUCAGGAAGAAAAACUAAAAGCCAGACAGAAGGAAAAAAUAGAUAUGGAGGACAAAAUGGACAUUCUUAGAAAAGAGCUAAGUAAAACUGAACAGGCAAGAAAAGAACUGAGUAUUAAGGCAUCUUCUUUGGAAGUUCAGAAGUCACAGUUGGAAGGGCGACUAGAAGAAAAGGAGGCUUUAAUCAAGCUUCAGCAAGAAGAACUAAACAAACAUUCUCAUAUGAUUGCAAUGAUCCAUAGCUUAAGUGGUGGUAAACUAAAUGCAGAAACUGUGAAUCUCAGUUUAUAAAGCAGAUUAUAUAAGUGUGAAAUUAAUGCCAUUUUAUGUUUUGUUAUGAAAAAUAUUUUAGAAAAUUUUCCUUGAAGAUAUUGUGGCUUUUAUGAAUAGUAGGCUACAUUCUAUUCAUUUUGAUACUAAUAUCUAUAUCAUUAUUGGUUGCCUUGUUUAUUAAUUUAUCAAGGACUGGAUAUAAUUUUAGAAAACAUUUAAGUAAAAACCGAUUUGAUGUGCAAACUAUCAACUAUGGUAGGUUUACUUAAGUUAGUAAUUCUACUCAAAAUGAUUUUACAAAAGCUUUUAUUUGCUUGUAAAUAAAAUGUUGUACCU